Eruca vesicaria subsp. sativa (arugula) is the source of this 838-nucleotide messenger RNA. Lineage: Eukaryota; Viridiplantae; Streptophyta; Magnoliopsida; Brassicales; Brassicaceae. The record is from the annotation of a GenBank genome assembly.
CUCGAAUACACACCAAGUACCCACUUGCUAGUUUCCUCCAAGCUUUGAAUUUACAUGAAUGAUGUUGCCUUACCACGCACACAACAGCUACCAGCACCAGUUCCCAUCGCCGGACAUUGAAAUUCCGGCGAAGUGGAAGGUUCCCUACGGACACGAUGAGACUGCUCCACCUUGUCCUCGUUGUGCAUCUUCCAACACCAAGUUUUGUUAUUACAACAACUACAGCUUGUCUCAGCCUAGGUACUUCUGCAAAGGUUGCCGUCGUUACUGGACCAAAGGCGGCUCUCUCCGCAACAUUCCCGUCGGUGGAGGCAUUCGAAAGAGAAGCAGGAGCAGACACAACAGUCACAAAAGGUUUGGUCGGAACGAGAAUCGACCAGAUGGUCUUAUCAACCAAGAUGAUGAGUCUCACUCAAGCCCUGCUGGUUCUAACAUAGAUUUGGCUGCGGUUUUCGCUCAGUACGUGACUAAUGGGAGCCCUUCAAGUACAGAUAAUACCACCGGAUCUGAUCAAGAUUCACCGGUGACAACAACCACUCACGCUUUGGAUUCCUUGAGCUGGGAUAUCUGCCAAGAAACUGAUGUGAAUCUUGGAUUCUAUGGAGAAUUUAAUAAUCUAACCGAGAAGAUCCAGGAAGAUCAUCGAGCUUUUGGUCAGUUUCUCCAAGAAGAUCAAGAAGAGAUCUUCGAGUUUAAAGGUUUACUCGAUGACAAAGAGAUUCAAGAGAUCCUGGAUUGCUCAUUCUCAGAGGAGCCAGACCAGUUGAUUUCUCAGGGAAGCUUCAUGAUCAAUAGUGAUCACUGGAGUUCAACAGAUCUUACAACGUUCGGGAUUUGA